This is a messenger RNA of Synchiropus splendidus (mandarinfish), 8062 nucleotides long. Its product is annotated as solute carrier organic anion transporter family member 3A1-like. Bases 206 to 2359 code for a protein of 717 amino acids. Lineage: Eukaryota; Metazoa; Chordata; Actinopteri; Syngnathiformes; Callionymidae. Gene Ontology annotation, molecular function: protein binding. The record is from RefSeq and is a predicted model, not a curated record. The transcript has 9 exons. Gene Ontology annotation, cellular component: membrane. Gene Ontology annotation, biological process: sodium-independent organic anion transport; transmembrane transport; prostaglandin transport.
CAGCUCCGGCUCAGAACCGGGCUGACACAUCCCAUCCAGUCGGCUCCGGCGGCUCGGAACCAGCCAGCGGAAUGUCGCCAUCGGGCCGGGCCGAGCGCGCGCGCGCUCCCCGCGGACAGCAGCGCGUCUAGCUGCGUGUCCUCCCGCAGAUGCUCCCCGCCGGCGCGAACCCGUCCUCCGCCACGCCGAGCGUCCGGACCGCAGGAUGCAGGUGAAGAACCAGCUCUGCACCGAGCGGAGCGGCGCCGACGAGCCGGAGCCGGAGCCGGACAGCCAGAAGAAGAGCUCCUGCUUCUCCAACAUCAAGAUCUUCCUGGUGUCGGAGUGCGCGCUCAUGUUGGCCCAGGGCACCGUGGGCGCGUACCUGGUCAGCGUCCUGACCACGCUGGAGCGCCGCUUCAACCUCCAGAGCGCCGACGUGGGCGUCAUCGCCAGCAGCUUCGAGAUCGGAAACCUGGCGCUCAUCCUCUUCGUCAGCUACUUCGGCGCCAAGGCCCACCGGCCCCGGCUGAUCGGCUGCGGCGGGAUCGUCAUGGCGCUGGGCGCCUUGCUGUCGGCGCUGCCCGAGUUCCUGACGCACCAGUAUGAGUACGACGCCGAGGACUCGUGGCACGCCGAGGACGGCCGGGACGUCUGCUCCAACGCCUCCAGGUCCGAGAACCCAGAUGCAGGAUUUAACUGUGGCAACCGGGCCAACACCAACAUGAUGUACCUGCUCCUGAUCGGGGCCCAAGUCCUGCUGGGGAUCGGCGCCACGCCGGUGCAGCCGCUGGGGGUGUCCUACAUCGACGACCACGUCCACAGGAAGGACUCGUCUCUGUACAUAGGUAUUUUGUUUUCCACGUUAGUGUUCGGACCGGCCUGCGGCUUCAUCCUGGGAUCCAUGUGCACCAAAGUCUACGUUGAUGCCGUGUUCAUCGACACCAGUACUCUGGACAUCACCCCCGACGACCCCCGCUGGAUUGGGGCGUGGUGGGGCGGCUUCCUCCUCUGUGGUGCCUUACUUUUCCUGUCGGCCAUCUUCAUGUUCGGCUUCCCGCAGGUCCUGGACCAGCAGGACGGUGGGGGGGAGAGCGAGCAGGCCAUGCUGCCCCCCUCCGUCAGCCCGGACUGCCCGGGCCCCAAAGCCGUCUACGGCUUUGACAUGAACAGCGGGCUGUCGGUGUGCCAGCAUCUGCGAGUGAUCCCGCGGGUCACUCGGCACCUUCUGUCCAACCCGGUCUUCAGCUGCGUCACGCUGGCCGCCUGCAUGGAGAUCGCCGUGGUGGCUGGCUUCGCCGCCUUCCUGGGGAAGUACCUGGAGCAGCAGUUCAACCUCACCACCUCCUCGGCCAAUCAGCUGCUGGGUCUGACCGCCAUCCCCUGCGCCUGUCUGGGGAUCUUCCUCGGAGGGCUGCUGGUGAAGAAGCUCAACCUGUCGGCUCUGGGCGCCGUCCGCAUGGCGGUGCUGGUCAACCUGGUGUCCACCGCCUGCUACGUGUCCUUCCUCUUCCUGGGCUGUGACACCGGCCCCGUCGCCGGGGUGACCGUGGCCUAUGGCAACGAGAGCCUGAGGUCGUGGCAGCGCCCCGAGUCUCCCUGCAUCAGCACCUGCAACUGCUACACCGCCUCCGUCAGUCCCGUCUGCGGAUCCAACGGAGUCACUUACCUCUCGGCCUGCUUCGCCGGCUGCACCAAGCCGGUGAGUGAGCGUCGGCACCUGUCCUCGCCGCCUCCACUCACGUCUUCCUCCUCCGGGUGCCAGAACCUGACGGGCUGCACCUGCGUGUCCAGCAGCGCGGACGAGGCGGUGGCUCUGCCCGGGAAGUGUCCCAGUCCCGGCUGUCAGCAGGCCUUCCUCACCUUCCUGUGCGUCAUCUGCGUGUGCAGCAUGAUCGGCGCCAUGGCCCAGACGCCGUCCGUCAUCAUCCUCAUCAGAACCGUGAGUCCGGAGCUCAAGUCCUACGCGCUGGGCCUGCUCUUCCUGCUGCUGCGGCUGAUCGGCUUCAUCCCGCCGCCGCUGAUCUUCGGGAUGGGCAUCGACUCCACCUGCUUGUUCUGGAGCUCGGUGUGCGGGGAGAAGGGCGCCUGCAUGCUCUACGACAACGUGGCCUACCGACACCUGUACGUCAGCAUCGCCAUCGUGCUCAAGUCGUCCGCCUUCCUGCUGUACGCCACCACCUGGCAGUGCCUGCGCAAGAACUACAGGAAGUACAUCAAGAGCCACGAGGGCUACCUGACGCCCACCGAGCUCUUCUCCUCCAACGUCACGCUGGACAAUCUGGGCCGAGAGCUGAGCCACAACCCGGCCAGCAGGACCAAGUUCAUUUACAACCUGGAGGAGCCCGACACCUGCGACAACAUGGAGUCCGCCUUGUAGAGGGUCACCAAGGCCAAUCCUGUCGCCCCCUGCUGUCAGGGAGUGAGGCCGCACCUUCAGCCGCGUUCCAUUCCACAACUCGAAGCUCUCUUUUGUUGACGACUGCACACCACACCGAGAAUAGCCGCAUGCUGAUCCGACCUACGCUAGCAAGUGCGAAUGCUAACACGCUACGGAUAAAGAGUUUUACUGUGAUACUGUACUCUGCUGAAGGAGACUCACCAAACAUAUUUAUCGCCGGUGCAGCAGUGGGUCCCCUGAUGCCGGGAGCCCGGUGGGGCAGAGGAGGCGGGGCAAACUUGUAGCUUCACCGUUUCAACACGUAGCAUUAGCCGCUGUGUGAGUCGUCCGUCAUUUAGCGACAGUGACAUCACCAGCUUUAGCUUUCGGCUAACACUUGGUCGUACCUCAGUGUUGUGCGCGUCAAGGCGGACUGGUUAGGAACAAUGGAGGGCGUGAGACAUGAAGCAGCGCAGAGGUUUCCUGCAUGACGAUCCAGGGGGCGCUAGAGCAGCCAGGUGGGCUGUGACUCUGGCAGAGGAACCUGUGACACUUUUGUUGUGUGAGGUGCUGGAAAGCAGCACUCCACAAACGCUGGAAGGAUUUGGCCGUGUGGGGGCGCUAACUGAACAGCGUUGUGAUUUUUUUCAAAUGUCAGGCUUGCGGUCUCACGAGCAAGUCCCGUAUUUUGACGUCACAACAUGGUGAACUCUGGACUCACAAGACUCUGUCUGGACUGGACUUGAGCGUGACAGUAAAGGUGGCGAUGUUGAGCUCAAUUCUCCAAUUCUCCAUUUGAAAGCUCGGGGGUUGGCGGCUCUCUCCAGCGCGCGAGUGACUCGACGCGUAUUUGUGGUCGGAUGAAGAUUCAUUGCUUUUACUUGAAACUUGACGCUGAAUUGACGCUAUCUGCGGCGCCAGCUAAGAUUAGGUGAUGAUGUGAUCCCACUACCUUAAGCUGCUCAGAGUUCGGCCGCUCACAUGUUCUUAAUGGAUGCUUCCUCCUCUCAUCGCCACAAAUCCGCAAACAUGUCACUGAAAUCGAGUCCAAGUCGGAAACAUGAGACCAUAAGAACCAAGGUGUCGGGACAGAUUCCUCAGCGAGCACAUUAUGUACAUCACAAGGACACGCAGAUAGCUAGCUAGCUAGCAAGCAGACAAGCGCUAGCUGUGUGAGUCCAUGGCUAACGCUCGUCUGGACUGUUGCUGCUUCUGCAGCACAGCAACAGGAACCAAAACACAGAGGGAGCGUUUGUUUGUCGCUCUCAAAUUGUCGUCUCCGCUCACACUCUCCUUCUUGACUGCACUGCGCGGUCUUCUCUCCUCGGAGCCCGUUUCUCCUCACACUGACAUGUCUGCGUCGCACCACACCAAUUAGCCGGCUCACAUGCGCCCCCACGUGUUCAAGUGAAUCAGUAUUGACCAGUCAACAUAGCUGAGGUGCCACGCUAGCUCGCUGCUUUCACCUCUCUGUUGACGCUACUUUGCUGAAGGUGUUUAACUGACAGACGGAACCGAGAUGCACUCAGAUCAAAGCGCGAUGAAACAGCGUGAAUGUGAAGUCGCCAGAAAGUUUAUUAUAAAUAGAUAUGACUAGCUUAUAAGAUGAUAGUCAACAAAGCAUAUAUCUUUCUUUUAACAAAAGUAGCGCCUCCUAGUGGCCUGUCCAUUAUAGUGCAUGUUAGCUGCUAUACAACAUCCACUAGCAUGUUAUUUAUGGCGCAAUAGCUCUCAUUCUAUUUACGCUUGUUGGUCAAGGAUGCUAGCAGCUAGCCAAAGAGGAAGCCGCUGUCAAGGAAUGUAGUUUGUAGUGAGACGUGCUGCUAGCUGCUAGCUGUGCAUCAGGGUUUGGGCUGCAGGUGGCGCAAAGAACAGUUUGACCUCGUCCUCCAGCUCCGACCACGUUAGUUAGCUAAGCGCCGCAGCUGAUUAUCCCGGCACUCUUUUCUUUGCGGUGUUUUUAACUACAGCUCGUAGCUGUUAUACUUGAGAGACACACCACAGCUUCCGUCCCACGCUACAAGCUAGCUGCUUCCCAAUAUGUCGCCGCUGGAGGCCCAUGCAACGCUCCGGAUUCACACGUGACUGGCUUGCUAGCGUCCUUGCUGCCCGUGUUGACGUAGCCCGAGCCGCGCCCGAACGUGAACCUGCGUCUCCUUCUGUGGAGCAGUGUGUCUCUGCAGGAAACCUCUGAAACAAAAAACCUUUGCGAUGUUCGGGGAAAAUGUUUGGUUUUCUGAAGCGCCACUCAAAGUUUUGAUUUGCUCUGUUGCCUUUUUCAUUUUUAUAAUUAAAGUCGUUACAUUUUGAUUAGACGCUUUUUGUGCUGUAAAGUUGGGAAACAUGAUUGUACGUUUGUUGUAAAUACAUUAAAUCUAUUUUUGUUUGUACGUCCUGAGCUGUGUUAUGGCUAGCGUGAGCCGGUGUGGUCCCCACAUCCUGAGCCUCAGCUGCGAAUGCUGGCUCGUCGGUUGUGUGUGUGUGUGUGUGUGAGUAACUGGUGGUGUGUGCCACAGUGCAGAGCGCAUGUGUGUUUCCUCAGAAGUGUGUUGGUGUGGAGAUGUGUUUCACUCUGUGCUAGCUUGUGAUUGCUUCAUUAGAAGUUGCUUUGAAACUCUCAGGUGAACUUAAACGUGAAACAGAAACAGCAAAAGACUUUAAAAGUCAAAAUUAGAUUUGUCUUAAAGUCACACCCCAGCCUCCCGACCAAGAAUUGGUCCCCACUAGUACAGCAGUACGAGGACACACACACACACACCAUUUGGUCGGUCCGUCCUCAGCGCUGGUGCGAGGUAGAACUAGCUGGAUGCCGAUGUGGCAGAUGCUGCUGAAAACACGUCCGGACGGCCAGUCACGUGUCACGCCGGCGUUGGGAGCUGAGAAAAUGGCGGGUCACAGGUCGACCCGUGACUCACCUCUGCGCUGACAUGGACCUGGAUGCUGCUCGGGUUUAUGUGAAGGUCACGGAGCUCGGAGGGUUUCUGAGUGCAGGCGAGCUCUUGGUGCAGUCAGACGGAAACCCGCCGCUCGGUGACGGCGAGCUAGCGUGAGUGGCGACAUGCUACCGACUCGAUGACCGCAGACCUGACAGACGGAUGUGUCUUCCACUUGUCUUCACAUUGACCCGCGACUGACGAGUGGCCGGCCCUGAUGUCUCACCUCUUGAACCCGGAGAACUUGGGCGUGACCCGCUCUGACCCGCACGCUCCGCCGCCCCCCGGCCACCUGCUGAGCCAGAGCUGAGGCUGACCUGAUGGGGCGGCGUGCCACGUCUUGUCAGGGUGCAGAGUGCAGACUCCUUCACGGGGAGGGCCCCGGCAGUGGAGCCGUACCAGGCUUCACGUCUCACCCGCGGCUGUGGACGACACGCGACAGCUCCGCCAGGACUGUUGCGGCAGGUUUUUUUUCAGUGAAAGUGGGGGUCAUUUAUGGUGCUGGACCAACAUGACGGGAAGGAAGGAGCUUUGCAAAUGGGCUUGUCAAAAACUAGUGACAGUUUUCAGUGUGGAAUAUAUCUGGAGAAGAUCAAUCAACAAAUGCAGAUGCUAAAUAAAAACGGAGGGUAAAAUGAGGCCAUCUUUUACGAGGUGGUGCGCCAUGAGCAGUUUCCGGGCUGAUGCCUUGUCUUGUUCCUCACGAGGGCGGAGCCUGAUGGAGGUUUGGUUGGGGGCGGAGUCUGAGGGUUGUUCAGUAGCCAAUGAAAACAGUGAUCAGGGUCGGGAUCUCAAGGCUCAGAAACAGCCUGGAGAGAGGUGGAGCUGGAGGUCGGCCAUGUUGGUUUAUAGUGACGCUGCACCACUCACUUCCUCAGUUCUGACUUCCCUCUGUUCUACGGGUCCAUCAUGGGAAUCUGGACAUCUAGGAUUCAGGAUCCUUCACGUCUGAACCGCGAGCCUUGGCCCCAAGAUUUGUGGUACAAUAUGAGCGUUUGGAGUUGCACUUCAUCUCAACUGGGAGGGAGGGGAUCUGCAGAGGGCGGGGCCAAGGGAGACUCGAGUGACGGCUGGAGUUGGCGGGAAAGUCGCAGUGAUUGGAUGAAAGUUCAGCGCCUCAGCGGAUUGGUUGGAACUGACAGUUGCGAUGUCAACAUCGCCACCUGCUGGAGGGACAGCCUAAUGAACGCCUAAAGUGACCCAACCCUCAAGGACGCCACACGACCUUGGCUUGUCUCACCACGACUCCCAGUGCUCCGUGUGGGUGCGAGCACUGACACUUCUCCAAUUAUCCAGAACAUGCAAAUCAGGAACACAAACCAGCUGUGAAUUGCAAAUAGGGUGUCGCUGUGGUCAUGUGAUCCAUCAUGUGAGCGGCGGCAGCACGGCUCCGGCGGUGACAUCACUGCAGUUUGAUGGUGCUGCUGCUGCUGCGGUCACAUGACCAGGCGUCUCCUGGCAGCCGUCAUUUCCCAGAGUGCAGAGUGGCAACCAGAGACUAGGAAGUGGUCGACGCUCGAGUCCCACCCCGGAUUCCCUCGCCAUCCAUCUCAUCAUCUGUCCUCAUUAACAAACACAACAUCCAUCAAAAUGGCCACCGGCGUCCGACAGUUCCGGUCGCCUCGACGGUUUCCUGGAAACACAGCACUGGAGGCUCCAACACAACAGACAGGCAACACGAGCGUGGCAUGAACAAACACCGAGUUCCAGAGAGGUGAGAGCUCACGUUUGGUCCCACACUGACAGCGCGAAGGUCAAGUCCGGACGCUAAACCGCCAUCAGGUUUGUGUGUGUGUGUGUGUGUGUGUGUGUUUCAGUCGUGUGAUGGACUGGUGACACGUCCUCUGAGGACGGCGCCUCUCACCGAGUGUCAGCUUCCUUCACCUCAAGCCAGUGCGUGCGUGUGUGUGUGUGAGUGUGCGUCCUCUGGAAGACGGCCCUCCUCUGAUGUCACGGCGAGGACAGAUGAGUCUGGACGGGCUCUGACUCGCGGGUGAGUCUGACCUGAAGCGUCCCAGCAUCACCACUGCACUGCCUUCUGUCUUUCACUGGAGUGUGUGUUGGGUUGAGCUGCGCUUGUGGGGCCACUUCUUGGAAACAGGAGCCCACAAGGUUAUGUCUGAAUUACAGUGUUAAAGCGUCAAAAUAAGCGGCUUCCAGUUUGGUUCCAAGUCCUGAUUGAGCUGAGCCAGGAGAGGUCCCCGCAAGGAUGCAGAGACACACGUGUGUGAAGCGUGCAUGUGAGCAGGAGCCACAGUCAGGCGUGUUCCUCUCUGAUGCUCUUCUCCUGUGAAGCUCUGCACACCUGUCUCUGAGCUCCAGGACCUUCGUAUCUCCCGUGGUCCCUCCUCCUCCCCCACCCCUAUGAUGACGUCAUCCGGUGAGAGCGCCACCCUCACCUUCGCCGCUCUCCACCCACCUGUCCCAGAUCAGCCCCCAGGACGCUCCUCUCAGGUGAGCACAGUCAGGGGUCAUAAUGUUCUGGCUCAUCCGAGCUGCUCUCAGGAACUAACUGAUUUUAAUGUGUGGUACUGGUUCACGACCAACAGGGGGCGCCAGAGACAAGGAAAUGAUGGACGAGAGCAACUCCGUCACGUGAUUUAUGUCAGACAAGGAACUUUUUUUUCCAUCAAUUGUGUGUCAUGUACUGAAACCGUCUGCUUCUCUUCCGUGAGCUUCUGACACUGCAGCCAGAGACUUGAGCUAAACAAAGUCCACCGGUGCCAGAACACAAGACUGGACUGACUCUCACAAACAGCGUUUCGUUCCU